AGUAACACUUGGAGAGAGAAUUGCGAUUGGAGUUGAACUCAGAAACUGAACAAACAAUCAUGUCUUUCAGUUCGUGCGUUAAACCAUUCCCUUUGCAAGUACACUUGCACCCAACAACAUCAUGCUUCAACUCCCAUGUUUCUGGAACAACAACAACAACAACCUCGUCAUUGUCUCUUCCACCUCGUUCAUCUCUUGUUCUCAAACAAAACACUAUUUUACAUUCCCAACCCAAAUUUCAACUCAAACAACGUUUUUCCACCACAAUUCGCUGUUCUGCUUUGACUCCUGAAUUGAAGACCACAUUGGAUAAGGUUGUUACAUCAAACAAAAUAGUUUUGUUUAUGAAGGGUACUAAGGAUUUUCCACAGUGUGGAUUCUCAAAUACGGUUGUGCAAAUUUUGAGGUCUUUGAAUGCGUCUUUUGAAACGAUUAACAUAUUGGACAAUGAUAUGUUGCGCCAGGGACUGAAGGAAUAUUCCAGUUGGCCUACCUUUCCUCAGCUCUAUAUCGAUGGAGAGUUUUUUGGAGGAUGUGAUAUCACUGUUGAGGCAUAUAAGAAUGGAGAAUUGCAGGAACUAGUGGAGAAGGCAAUGUGCUCCUGAAGUCUCAUUUGCUGAUGAGCAUAAUCAUCACUAAGUUAUACAAUGGCUCUGGGAUGAUGGAUAUUUGUAUAAUACAUUUUGUGUCCACAAAUGUCUAUUAUGAUUAUGAGUACGAGUAUGUAUGCUACAUUGCAAUUAUUCUGGCAUUUGAAUACAAAGUAGAAUAUCUCAUUGAAUGGACAAUUAUAGUGCUAGUUGCAGCUGCAAAUGUUGUUCCAUUAAUCAAUUUUCUCACUUUUGUUAAACUGCCAUGAUCGGGAUAACUACUACAAGAUCAUUCAUUGAUUUAAAUUGUGAAA
Medicago truncatula (barrel medic) is the source of this 904-nucleotide messenger RNA. RefSeq names its product monothiol glutaredoxin-S14, chloroplastic. The transcript is spliced from 3 exons. Lineage: Eukaryota; Viridiplantae; Streptophyta; Magnoliopsida; Fabales; Fabaceae. The coding region runs from base 60 to 605 and encodes 181 amino acids. The record is from RefSeq and is a predicted model, not a curated record.